CGUUGCUAGCAACCGGGAGCACAUACCGUUAUACAGUAAUGUAUCCAGCGAAGAAUAAGGGCCGUGUUAGCUAGCAAAAUCCAGCAAAGAUUAUUAGCUACAAAGAUGGAUCCAGGUAAAAGAGUGUCAAUCACUUAUGUCAACGACACUGGACGAGACGAUUUCUCAGUCUACGUCUCCGGAAUGCCGUACGUUGCGUCCGAUCCGUCGAGCUUCGUAGCGUGGCAAACGCUGCGCUCGCAAUCUACGGCCGCAUUCCUUUUCCCCGCGAGAGCAGGCGUAGGACUGGUUUGGGAAGGCGUCACGUACGACCCAAAAGUCACUCCGUCCACCGCCACGUGGGAAGUAACCACUACAAGAGAUAUGGAGCCAGUAGUUCAGCAAGUUCCUCACAAGCCCAGCUCUGGUAACCUGGUGAUAGUGAAAAAUCUGACAAAACUGUCUCAACUGACCAUCGGAAUUUUCAAGGGCAAAAAGAUAUUUCUCACAAAGAAAAAUGUGCAGCCAGAUCGAACAUACAGGUUCAACGUGACUUCUAACGUCUAUUUCAAUGCUGGUUACAGAGGCGACGUCCAGGGACAGAACUUCCGAGUCAAUAUUGCCGAUUUCGAAGACGGUGUGGUCGUCGUGGUGAAGUAUAUCGACGAGGAGUUCAUAUUUUCCGCUGCAUCCCCGGAUAUUGCUCGGUCGAUGUUCAGAAAGGAGGACCAGCAUGCCCUACUGACGAAUUAACCCUUAAGUUUAUACAUGUUCUUGAAUAAACAUGUAUAUCAUCUUUAACUCCUUAAUUACUGCCUCAACUGUGAAUAUGUUGGAGAUCAUACAAUUUUAACCCUUUAUAGGCUUAACUCCAUAACCACUCUGUAUAAUAUACAAAGAUUUCUUCUCACUGCAUCAUACUCUCGAAUGCACACACGAAACUCUCGAAAAUUUACUAUCAUCACGGGUGCCAAAAAUGUUACAAAUCACUGUAAUUAUA
Messenger RNA from Geodia barretti, 979 nucleotides. The record is from the annotation of a GenBank genome assembly. Lineage: Eukaryota; Metazoa; Porifera; Demospongiae; Tetractinellida; Geodiidae.